CUUGGAAUCGCUUGUCAAUCAUUAUACACCACAGUGUUUUGUCAUACUCGGAAUGGACCCUCCUCUAAGCCCAGGAGAACGCUGUGAAGACGAACGUUGCGACCGAAAAUCUGAUGACUACAUUUGGUACUGUGUUGAUUGCUCAUGCCGAUUUUGUGAAUCCUGCUGGAGGUUUCAGCCGCCUCAUCGUAAGGGCAAAUAUGCACGCGACGGGAAACCGCAUGAACAGAUUGACUACCACAUUGCAAAGCGCUUAGAAAGUAUUCUUAACCCAAGUAACGACCGUGAGGAGGUGCGGAAGCUCCAUGAGACAGAUGAAAAGUCCACCUGGUUUGGGUGGGCAAAGGAUGAUAAUCAGUGUCCAGUCCUCGAAGACUUCGGUGCAUACGUCUCUUUGAUGGCAGAGAGUACUCGAGACUCGGUACUGCCGAAAUAUCCUCAAAUCGUGUCAUUCGUAGGAGAGACGAGCAAGUACCAUGAUUCACAUUCGAAGGAACGCGCUGGCAAAAGCACGAUCAUCAACAUGCUCAUCAAACUACAUGACCCUUGGAGAGAGGGAGGGGACGAAUGGAGCAUUCCUUUCCCGGCACCAGUAUGUGGAUCGCCCGCAGACCACAAUAAACCUACUUCGGCGGAUGUCCACCUUUACGCAGACCCAAAGACAUUCUACAGCGACAAGCCCAUUCUACUUGCGGACUGCGAGGGCCUUAAUGGAGGUGAAGAGGUGCCAAUUGCCAAACGUAAAAAGCUCGGUCGCGAAGCGCUCGAGUUGAUGAAGCUAGCCAGAGAACGUACAAGGGACCAUCUUGAGAUUUCGUGGGCUGAUCCUAAGGGCAACGAUCCACAACGGCGCACGAGAGAAUUUGCUGUCAGCGAGCUCUAUCCCCGGAUUUUGUAUACGUUCUCUGACGCCGUCGUUUUCGUGUCACGAAAUGCCAAGACAUUCCAAUCCGGGGCAUUGAAGAAGCUUCUUGAAUGGGGACAAAGAUCGCUAGAGAAAUCAACAAACCAACCGGCUCUGCCACGGGCAAUUGUUGCACUCAACGCGACCGAAAUUGGGGUGGACGAAAGUGAAUGGGAUAUCGACAAAGCGACCGCAAGCCUCCUCAGUAGUGUUAAGAACGCGCUCCAUCCACAGCAUGGAGUUCCGUCAUUCCAGGCCCUUGCAAGAUUCUGGGAACAAAAAGGUAUUAGGAUUACUUCUGUCUAUGACCUUAUUCGUUGCUAUUAUGGCUCAUUUCACGUUGUCACCAUCCCUCGGGGAGGCCGUUAUAGUAUCAUGCAAAGUCAGGUGCAGGCUCUCCAUAAUCGUAUUGUUGAGUGCUGCAACGAUUCUCGCCAGGAUAGGGAAAAGGCGAGACUUCGAUUCACCUCUGAGGCGUUGCAAGUCUACCUGCAAGAGGCGUUUAAGCACUUCCGUAGGACUAUAGAUGAGCCGUUCGACUUCAAGAAAGUAUCCUUUCAAGUCCAUCCUAUACCGGCAAACUUUGGUGGACGCAUUUUUGAGCUGGCGGAAGCUGUGUACGCAUCCUACCGCAGCCUCUCGAAGCGGCCUACGACUAUCGAAGUGUUCACUGAAAUGAGUUCCAUGAUAGCGUCGUGCGUUCUACUCGAUGUCCAUAGAAAUCGAAAAGGUGAGGACAGCGACCCUUUAGAAUAUGAGAAGCAUUUCUCCUUUGCGCUUGAGGAGUUUUGCGGCUCGGCCAUGCCUUGUAGUUUUAGAAGCAAGCACGGAGAGCUUUGCGUCAAUGUCAGUUCGCGACAUAGCUCAAAGGGCCACCAAAACAGCAAGGGUAAAAUCAUUGGAUCGGGCAAAUAUGAGUCCAGCGGCUUCAAUCACAAAGAUUUUUCGAAGAGGUUCAUGCGCCUCAUAAAAAGAAGGCUCUGUAAACUAGAGUCUGAACUACAGGUUAGCACCGGCCCCGAUGCUGAAGGCGGUACAUCUGGCAAUGCGCAGGUGUUGCAGUUGCAUGAACGCACGAUGGCGGAGUUCUAUAAGAAGUUCGAGUCACGACAAAGAAUAGUCAGUCAUCAGGCUUGCCUAAGCUGUUUGAUGAGUCCUCCAGAUUAUGUUUUGCCAUGUGCGCAUGGACUGUGCUCCGACUGUGCAUACUCAUUUGGCACUCGGGAAGACGACACAACGCUAACAUUGACUUGUUGUCCGUUGCAUCAAGGCGAAGGCGCUUGGCCUAGACUGUGGAGAAUCCGGCUUAAGCCUGAGUUUGCGGGAGUUAGAAUCCUUUCCUUGGAUGGAGGUGGUGUGCGCGGUAUUGUAGAACUCGAAGUACUCCGCUUGCUCCAGAAACAACUUGGAGAUAGACUCCCUAUCCAGAACUUCUUCGAUAUCAUUGUAGGGACUAGCACUGGAUCAAUCAUCGCCUUAGCUCUCGGAGUGCUUGGUUUGUCAGUAGAUGACUGCACUACCAAGUUUUCGGAGCUCUGCAGGACGGCCUUUACGAAACGUAAAACCUACAUGACGCUCCGCUCAAAAUUUUCCGCUGUAUUGUUCCGCGGAAGUAUAUACAGAACGCGACCAUUAUACGAUUCUCUGCGUCAAUCCCUAGGUGAUGCUAGGAUAUUUGGUGGUGCAGGGAAGAAGUCACAUUUCUACGAUAUCAAGGUUGCCGUGACGUCGACGGACGAGCUUGCUAAAAACGCAAUCAUCAUGGCCAACUACAAUCGACAGGGAGAAAACUAUGCACGCCACAUCUUUCAGCGUCCAUCAGACCCAAAUAAAGAGCUUAUGAUAUGGGAGGCCGCUGCCGCAUCCGCAGCCGCUCCGCCUUAUUUCACCGCUUUUUGGCAUCCGGAAACAAGCCGCGAGUACUUGGACGGUGCUUUCCACAAUAAUAAUCCAGUAAGGGUUGCAUAUCGAGAGGCACAACUGCUCUGGCCCGAGGUAUCGAAGCUUCCCCCAGAUGUGUUACUAUCCAUUGGAACCGGCAAGGAGGGCGAUACGGAUGGCAGGGCAGAUGACAGACUGGAGAUCGAAUAUGAUUUGCAGCUUUUGAGCGAACGAUUUCAAAGGCAAAAAAAUCACCUUUCCACCAGUAUACAUAUCAUUGAUGCCGAGGUUGCAUGGAAGUUGUUCUUAAGGGAGCGCGCAGUGUCUGCAGAUGCUCAAUCCAGAACCAGCGCUCGAUAUAUCCGACUCAACCCUGAGAUGGAUGUCGUCCCUGAACUUGAUGCCGCUGAGGAUUUGAGCAAGCUCCUGUCAGUGACAUCCAAAGGUAUCUCGGAAGAGACGUUACGUGAUGUGGCUCUGCAUUUAGUAGCAAGUACCUUCUAUUUCAAGAAGCUGGGCUGCUCCGCUCGCAAUACUGAUUCAGGCUAUGAUUGCCACGGUAAGUGA
Messenger RNA from Lindgomyces ingoldianus, 3352 nucleotides. Its product is annotated as FabD/lysophospholipase-like protein. The transcript is spliced from 8 exons. The record is from RefSeq and is a predicted model, not a curated record. Gene Ontology annotation, biological process: arachidonate metabolic process. NCBI's taxonomy places the organism in Eukaryota, Fungi, Ascomycota, Dothideomycetes, Pleosporales, Lindgomycetaceae. Gene Ontology annotation, cellular component: membrane. The coding region runs from base 53 to 3352 and encodes 1099 amino acids.